CCAAAUGUGGAGGAACUGCUCCCCAUCUUCCCUUGCCCUGGCUUAGUUUAGCAUGGAUCCCUUUCCUGGCCCAACACCCACAAAUCCCUUCCAUGGGCAGGGGCUAUGCUGCACAUCAUAAAAUAUCCCAGCUGGAAGCAAUCCCAGAGACCAUCUGGAUUAAUCUCCAUUCUACCAGUGGGGAAGCUGAGGUUUCUUGAGGUUGUGAGGCUUGCCCAAGACCCACAGUGCUGCCUCCACAACACAACACCUGUUUCCAAUCAGUCACUAAGUCUCCGGUUCUGCCUCUGAAUUAUCUCUGGAUUCCAUGCCCCUGUGCCUUCUCACCUGACCCCCACAUCAGCUCACGACUCCCUGCUAAAAUCUCCUAUGGCUCCCUGGCACCCACAGGAUCAAAAACAAUCAGCUUAGCCUAUAAGACUCUCGGACCCACCCUGGCCUCACUUGCCUAUCCAGUCACUUAUCUGAGGGAAGUCGUGACUGAUGAUCACACCCUGCUAUCCCACAUGAGCUAAACACUGUCAUCUCUGAGUCUUUGCCCAAGUCCCUUCUAUGGAAUGCCUUCUUCCCUGCCCUUAUCUGAUGGAUAUCCACAUUUCAUGCAAGGCCUUUUCAGAGUCCUUUCUCUUGCUGAGCUAUUGUUAUGCUUGGUCACAACCCCACCUGGACUUGAGCUCACUGAAAACUGCAUGUCCUAUGCACACUGUUGUUUGAGCACCCUAUGCAGGGACUGACUGGCACAGAGCAGGUGCUCAAUAGACAGUGCCCUGAAUAAGAGAGACUCUGGUCUAGAGAUGACACAUGUCCUUCACCCAAUGGUGCUCACUCCCUGCUGAUGGUGACUGUUCACCCCCAUCCCUCCCCUCCAGCAGCCUGACCAGGAUUGGAAGAUGGGGAACCAGGCUUGGCUGAUUUCCUCCCCCUUCCCAGCAGGUCAUAGUCGAUGGUCUCCAAGUUCCAGGCUAUUCGGACCACUGCGGACAGCACAUUUCCUGGCUACCCCACUCUGAGCUCCAGACACCAUGAAUCCUCCCUCUACAAAGGCCUCCUGGGCCGCCCUGACGCUGCUGCUGCUGCUCUUGAUACCGCCGGCGCUGCUCUUGCCCGGGGCGGCCGCGCAGCCCCUGCCUGACUGCUGCCGCCAGAAGACCUGCUCCUGCCGCCUCUACGAGCUGCUGCACGGCGCGGGCAAUCACGCAGCUGGCAUCCUCACGCUCGGCAAGCGGCGACCGGGACCUCCAGGCCUCCAGGGCCGGCUGCAGCGCCUCCUGCAGGCCAGCGGCAACCACGCAGCCGGCAUCCUGACCAUGGGCCGCCGCGCAGGCGCAGAGCCAGUGCCGCGCCCCUGCCCCGGGCACAGCUGUCCCUCCGCCGCCGCCUCGUCUGUCGCGCCUGGGGGUCGGUCCGGAGUCUGAGCCCUGAACCCUGUCCUGGCCCUGCUCUCUCCCCUCUGCCUGCCUCGUGUCAAUCCCCCAGAAAAAGGACAAUAAAGAC
Molecule: messenger RNA, 1494 nt
Organism: Manis pentadactyla (Chinese pangolin)
Lineage: Eukaryota; Metazoa; Chordata; Mammalia; Pholidota; Manidae
Gene: HCRT
Product: hypocretin neuropeptide precursor
Exons: 3
Coding region: 1023-1415 (130 amino acids)
Biological process (GO): neuropeptide signaling pathway; feeding behavior
Source: RefSeq, a predicted model, not a curated record